Lagopus muta (rock ptarmigan) is the source of this 5388-nucleotide messenger RNA. It is a transcript of the gene KLHL8, whose product is annotated as kelch like family member 8. Gene Ontology annotation, molecular function: protein binding. NCBI's taxonomy places the organism in Eukaryota, Metazoa, Chordata, Aves, Galliformes, Phasianidae. The transcript is spliced from 12 exons. The record is from RefSeq and is a predicted model, not a curated record. Bases 736 to 2589 code for a protein of 617 amino acids.
GCCCCGCAGCACUUCUUCCCGCCUCCCCACCGCGCAUGCGCGCUGCGCGCCCCCUCCUCCCGGCGGCCCUCGGCGGAGCGCAGUACUGGGACCGAUAAACAAGCGCUGGAUCUACCUGUGUCACAGAACCCCUCAUUUGAGCACUUACUCACUGCGGUUGUUACAGAGCCCUUUUGUUUCUUGUAUCAUGGAUGCAUCUUUCUGCUUGUGGCAGCGGAGGCAGGAGGACAAUCCUCUCCCAGGAAGGAUGCCUUGUUUACUGCAGCAUUAAUAAACAUUCUAAGCACGUUUCAUCUCACUGUAACCUGCCUGGCUGACUGCAGCCAACAGCACUGUGACUGCACAGGAUGUGGAGCUGUCAGCAACGCUGAGACUGAGGCCGUACGAUCACCUGGAGUCACUUCCUGCUCCUUCUGAUGCAUGAGGAGUUGUAAAUGUAUUCAGUGGCACGGAUACCUCAAAAAUAUUCCAGAAGAACAGUAGUUCUGUGCCCACCCACAUGACUUGCACCUUUAUUUUAAAAGCUUUGUUUUGUUUCUUCAGUCAGUCGACUUCCUCCGGUGCCAGAGCCCAGAAGCAGAAAUCACUGAAUUAGAGCAAGGAUCAUUUCUUACUAGAAUGCACAAUAGGAAGAUGAAAAGAACUUAGCUACAUUUCAGGACUGACUCCUCAUGGGCUGGACUUUGUCUUGGUGGGAAUAUUUGACAGUUCACGCUGCAAAAGACGAAACAACCAAUGGCUUCAGAAUCCAUGGUCCCAGAGCAGGCAAAACAACAUCCAGUGAAGGGAAAAAGGCGGCCACAGCAGCAGCAAACUCGAUCUUCCAGCGGUGAUGGUGAAGAUGAUAUCUUUGUAUUUGAAGCAAACGAGGCUUGGAAAGAUUUCCACAGCUCUCUUCUUCACUUCUUUGAGGCUGGAGAGCUCUGCGAUGUUACACUGAAGGUUGGUACAAAGCUCAUCUCCUGCCACAAACUGGUGCUGGCGUGUGUUAUACCUUACUUCAGAGCCAUGUUUCUUUCAGAAAUGGCUGAAGCCAAGCAGACGUUGAUUGAGAUCAGGGACUUUGAUGGCGAUGCGAUAGAAGACCUCGUGAAGUUUGUCUACUCCUCCCGGCUGACGCUGACAGUGGAUAAUGUCCAGCCACUCCUGUAUGCUGCUUGCAUUCUUCAGGUGGAACUGGUAGCAAAGGCGUGCUGCGAAUACAUGAAGCUGCACUUCCAUCCCUCCAACUGCCUGGCAGUCAGGUCAUUUGCAGAGAGCCACAACCGCAUUGACCUGAUGGACAUGGCCGACCAGUACGCUUGUGAACAUUUCACAGAGGUGGUGGAAUGUGAAGACUUUGUGAGCGUCUCACCUCAGCACCUCCAUAAACUGUUGUCCUCCAGCGACCUGAACAUUGAAAACGAAAAGCAGGUUUACAGUGCUGCUAUCAAGUGGCUGCUAGCCAAUCCGCAGCAUCAUGCCACGUGGCUGGAUGAAAUUCUCGCACAGGUACGACUGCCUCUCUUGCCCAUUUGUUUCCUUAUGGGUGUUGUGGCAAAGGAAGAGAUUGUCAAGCAGAAUCUAAAAUGUAGGGAUUUGCUGGAUGAAGCAAGAAACUACCACCUUCACCUGAGCAGCAGGGCAGUGCCAGACUUUGAAUACUCCAUUCGCACAACACCAAGGAAGCAGACUGCUGGUGUGCUGUUCUGUGUCGGUGGCAGAGGAGGAUCAGGUGACCCAUUUCGCAGCAUUGAGUGUUACUCUAUAAAUAAGAACAGCUGGUUCUUCGGCCCUGAAAUGAACAGCAGGAGAAGACACGUGGGUGUAAUCUCUGUGGGAGGUAGAGUUUAUGCAGUGGGUGGACAUGAUGGAAAUGAACAUUUAGGAAGCAUGGAAGUGUUUGAUCCUCUCACAAACAAAUGGAUGAUUAAAGCAUCAAUGAACACAAAGAGGAGAGGAAUUGCUCUUGCUUCCCUCGGGGGCCCCAUUUACGCAAUAGGAGGUCUGGAUGACAACACGUGCUUCAGUGAUGUGGAAAGAUACGACGUCGAGUCCGAUCGGUGGAGUGCGAUAGCCCCCAUGAACACGCCCCGGGGGGGAGUUGGCUCCGUAGCCCUCAUGAACCACGUCUACGCUGUGGGUGGCAACGAUGGCAUAGCGUCUCUUUCCAGCGUGGAGAAAUACGAUCCCCAUUUGGACAAGUGGAUGGAAGUGAAAGAGAUGGGCCAGCGAAGAGCUGGCAACGGCGUCAGUGAGCUCCAUGGCUGCCUGUAUGUUGUCGGUGGCUUUGAUGACAACUCUCCACUGAGCUCCGUGGAACGCUUUGACCCACGCAGUGACAAAUGGGAGUACGUCGCAGAGCUCACAACCCCAAGGGGGGGAGUUGGCAUCGCAACACUGAUGGGCAGAAUUUUUGCAGUUGGAGGUCACAACGGCAACGCAUAUCUGAAUACUGUGGAAGCAUUUGAUCCCAUAGUUAACAGGUGGGAACUCGUUGGCUCUGUGUCGCACUGCAGAGCUGGGGCAGGCGUUGCUGUGUGCGCCUGCCUCAGCAGCCAGAUCCGUGAUGUGGGCCAAGGAUCCAGCAAUGUAGUUGACUGCAUGUGAACUCAGCUGCCUCCUUCAAAUUCCGUGGGAACAAUCAUACAGAAGCACUGAAGAGCUUUUAAAUAUGGUGGUUUGUGUGGUAGGUUAAGAAACACAGUAUGGUUUCCUUGUGAAAAUGUUACCUUCUGUGACUUUUAAGCUUUUGGUGGCUUUCUGACAAUAGCAGUAUAGAAGAACCUGUGAAAAUGUGGGACAGCGGUGUGACUUACAGGAGGUUUUACUUACCUGCUGAGAGCUGUAAUUAAAGAGCCAUUUGAGGCAGCUGUUGCAGGGACUCAAUGAACUGCAAACCAGGUGUGGACAGGUGAGGAGUGAGCAGUGGGCAGCAUCACUGAGCCUCACCUGACAGCCCUGCUGUGUGUUUCCUGAAGGACUGGAGUGCCAUUUAUUAACAUAACUAACUUAUUAUCAGGAAUGCAAUCUUAAAACAUUUCCUAAUCAUAAAAGAGCUUUGAAACAGAGCUUUUCAGGUUCUCCCUGGGCUAACUGGAUACAGAUGUGAACUGCCCACCUGCUGUGGGACUGCUGGCUGUGGAGGAGAUGGCAGCACUCAACCUGGACCUGCCUCUCGAGUGCUCCCUCAGCCCCACGCACUUGUUAGAAAGCUGAAAAGACUCUCAAAGCCUGAGCAUAGUGACUGGAAUACUGACAUUCUUUUAUCCUUAAUAAAAUCUGUAGUAAUGACUCUCUAAAAGGUUCCGUUUGUGGAGAAAUCAAUACCACAGUAACAGCUGAAGGCUUCAGUGGUCUCUGAAUCCCUUUUGUCACAGGAAAGGGACACACACAAAAGAACUUGCAGUGUUCUGUUGAGAGCUUUAAGUGCAAGUCUAGCUGCUAAGCCCAGCUUCAGGAUCCAGUAACAAAUGUGGGGUAACAGUUGAGGUCCCAGGUCCUUAGGAUUAUUCAGCCAAAAAAAAUCUCAAAACAGGUACUGCAGUUGAAGCUUUCAAUCAGCAGCAGGAAGAAUGGAAAAAAAAGCAAUACUUAGAUCAAGGACUAAAACAGGAACUGAACACUGCUCUGUGCAAAGGCGACACAGUCACAGACCUUGACUGCAAGGUCACAUCUGGCUGGAAAGACCUCAGCAUCCUGUUCUUGCCCAAGCACGCACAGAGCAGGGACUGAUAGUUGUCUGUGACCACAACCCCAGGUUUCUGCCUUGUUCAGGUGAUAGGAGAGCAGCAAAUGUCUAUGCCUUCAGUGACAGGAACUGGGUGGGUUUUAAGGUUCCUUCCAACCCAAGCCAUGCUGUGGUUUUGUGAUUCUAUGAAAUGAAGCCUUGUAUUUUCAUUUAGGUUGAAUUGACUUGUAAAACAAAUCUCUGUGUCGCUGCAGCACCAUGUGCUGCAAACCCAAGUACUUUAUUCCAGAUGCUCCACUAUGUUUUGCUGGCUGCUUCUGCCACAUCUGUAUUUGUUUUCUAAACCUUUGCAUGGUUUCUUGACUGGAGCUGGCAGAAAGUACAGCAUUCCUAGCCAGGAGAUUAAACUAACAUUUGUAAUUCUUUCCUGGCUCUGUCAUCAAGCUCGAUGCUGCUGUCACCUCACAGCGUUUUUGGAUGCAGUUCCUUGGCUUGCAAUUUGAAAGCUGUUUUGGCACCAAAAUCAAGUCCACAGGCUGCUGCAAAACUGCAGCCAUCUGAUUGCAGUCAGAUGCAGACAAACAGCAUCCACGUAGACAGGCACCUGCUGGUCUGAACCUCAAAUCUCUGAUAGCUACCCCCACCCAAUGGGUGCUCCUUCUGACACGUCUGCGCUGUGCAGGCUUCAGAGAGGCAAGCCAACGUGCCCUCCAUCAGAGCCCAUCAGAGGGGAAAAAGAGGCAAUUACAAAGGAAAAAAGAGAUGUGAUGUGGGCAGGAAUCUAUGCUGCUUAAAUGCUCACAGCUGAGGCUACACAGCUGUGCAGCAGCCCUCAGUCCCAACCCAGUUCUGUGAUCUCAAGCCCGUAGGGCCAGCCUGCUGCAGUCAGCUGUCUGUUAGCAGGUUAACUAACAUUAAUUAAUUAACCUUUGUUAAAAUUCUUGCUGAACAAAGGUCAAAGCUGAGGGCGUAUGGCCCAGUAAAACAUGCCCACCUCUCACCAAGAGGGAUGUGAUCUGGAAACGUGCGUCGAUGUUUGCAGAAGCAAUGCUUAGGGAUGCAGGCCAUCAGGACGUUGGAUCUCGGAGUCGACGUUCAGUCCAGCAAGAUGGGGUGUUCCAUGCUGUUAUUCCUCCCAAAGGCCACAGCGAGGCAGAGGCAGCAGCCACAGCCACACAUGGGUGCCCCUAGGGAAGUGCUCAGGGGAGCAGAGCUGAGGCUGUGGUCACUCAGCUCUGGAUUGCAAGAAAUGCAAGAACAAGAAAUUCCACCCCCCCCCCCCCCCCCCAGCAGCUUGUUUGCCAAUUUGCCAUUAGAGAUUGCACCACCAUCUCAUUCACUGGAAGAAUUUAAAAACAAGCAAGUCAAAAUUCGUUUGUUUUAAUUAUAUAUAAACUCUUGUCUUUAUAUAUCCAGAAACACGCACACACAGCAGUUCAUCCCCCAGCACAGAAGACAGACAAAAAGAUCUGUGACACAAUUUUUCUGGAGGGAACUUUACCUUGUUUUCCUUUCCCCAAGCUGUGUCACAGAUCCCCUGUGCCCUUCUCUCGGCCCGGCUCCUGGCAGGCAGUGCUCAGCAACAUUCAGACCUUACCUUAAGGACAUUCUCCACUGAGAAUUGUGGUGUUUCACAUGCACUUUAAAAUGUUGAGCAAAAUAGGGUUAAAAAAAAAAAUAAUUGAAUCACAGCGGUGACAUUUGAAAUCCUCUCUCCA